This is a messenger RNA of Gasterosteus aculeatus aculeatus (three-spined stickleback), 1646 nucleotides long. Lineage: Eukaryota; Metazoa; Chordata; Actinopteri; Perciformes; Gasterosteidae. The record is from RefSeq and is a predicted model, not a curated record.
UCCUAAAUCGGACACAUCCGGUCUGCACGAGACACCAACGAACACGGGUGUAACGCGUAGAAUCAAUGAAUCCACGUUGUACGCGCCUAAUAUGAUAAGAUGCGCCUUGGUAGAAGAGAGCGUUUGUUUGACGAUACUAGCUGACGUUCACUUCCCCCCUGCGUGUUCGAUGAUUGAGAAGAUUGGCUGAACCAAAAAAAGAAGAAGACAAAUGUAAAGAAAGAUGCCCAAUAUCCGGGAGUUGAGGAAGAAAGGGUCUAAAAAGGUCAAAUGGACGCUGGACGCCAUGGUUCGUGCCGUCCAGGAGGUGAAGGAAGGCAGGCAAACCGCAAGAAAGGCAGCCAGGAAGUUUGGCGUCCCAAAGUCCAGCCUGGCGGACCGACUCUCUGGACGCGUAGCCGUCGACUGCGUGCACGGCCAAAAACCGCUUCUCACCUCUGAGGACGAGAGUUCGCUGUUGGAGUAUUGUUUGUACUCUGCCAGUCAGGGAUGUCCUCAGAGAAAGCAUCAGGUCAUAACCAACGCUCUGGCAAUUUAUAAUUAUCGUAAUCCGCACCAACCCAGGACCGUUCUAGGCCAAACCUGGUGGAUUAACUUUAUGGAGCGGCACCGGCAUCGCAUUACCUCCCAGAAUAUGCGCUCCUACCUUUUGGAAUCUCAUACGAAAUCACACACAAAAAGGGGUUCGGUCAAGUUCCAACCGCCCGAGAGUCUGCCUCCCUCCUCCGAUCCCUACCUGGCCCAUCCCCUGGUAGCGUCGGGCCUCGUGACAGCGGAACUGGCCCGCGUCUUGUCCAAAACCAACGAAACCUGCGACGCCCAAAGUGACAGGAGAAGCUUCCAGGUGCUGACAGCGAGGGAGAUGUCAGAUGUCCUGCAGAAGGUGGAGGACAGCGCAGCAAGAGCGGAGGCCAGAAGUGCGACGCGACGGGGAGCGGAAGACACGGACCUGGCGGUCUCCUCCUCCACCUUUCCCGGGGGCUCUUGUCUCGGCGGCAAAAGACCACGGCCCCGCAAGGUCCGUUCAGAUGCUACAAGUCCUGGUGCCGCGGGUCCUCCAGGCCCGUGUGAUCCCACUUCUGCAUCCCAACGCGCCUCAACCAACAUGAGCUUGUCUUCCAAUAAAGUUGACGACGCUUCCAACCUUUGGCGGACCUCCUUCAUGGCUGUAGCUCCCUCGUCUCCUGCCUCCCUUUCCUCAACUGCUGAACCUACAACCUCCACCGUAGCCUACCAAGCUGCUAAGAAGGAACGGUUGGAAAAGAAGCUGUUGCGAUGUGGACGGUGCAGACAGCCUUACCCUCCAAAGGAUCCAGAAGGGUUGGUGUUGUGGGUUCAAUGUGACAACUGCCACAAAAUGUUUCACACAAUUUGUGUGAGCUCAGAGAUGGACUUGGAAGAUGAUGAAUUUUUUUGUUUUUGGUGCCUCGAUCUUUGAUUUUGGUUACAAUUAAGUUACAAUGUCUAUUGAUAGAUAAAAUGUCAGUUCUACUUAAUUUUUGAAUUUAAAAUUUUGAAACACAGACGCUAAAAACAAUGAGGGUUAAACCUAGUUUAUGCUUCUGCGUUUUCAGAGCGACCUCCUUUGAGACCCCCUUGCGUGUCCCUUGCGUGACUUUUCACACCUCGUUGCGUCCUUGCGUGUG